AAGGAUGUUUGGAACUUUCUUCUUAUGCUUUAAGAGCAGAAUUAGAAUCUAUUUUUCAGAAAUUACAGGCUCAAAAAAGCAGGCUUUGAGUUCAGCAUAAUGGCAGGCCGAAUCGGCUGGAAUAGGAACGCUCAGUCCAAAUAUCAUCGUGCCGUGGGAAUCUCUCAUCAAAGCACCACCUGAGGAUUUUUCCGAUGGAAUGGAAUUAGACGGCCCAUUCUAACGUAGAACAUUGACGGAAAUCUGGUAGCAAACUUAGACUAUAGAUGCGCAGAAGAACACAGAUGCAAGGAGGCAAAGGUUGUUUCGCCGAAAGAAGACCACUCAACUUGUGGGUGAUGAUUGUAGUGCUGGGAUGUGAUGUUUGUUGGAUUCGGGUUGACCCGUAUCAGAGUGAAAACCUCAAGGAAUUACUCAAAUGGACACCUGCGGUAUUGACAGUGUGAAUUAAAAAUGACUCACAGGAAACUCCCAAAACUAUUACCAAAAGCGGUGGCGGCGGCAGUCAUCGUCCCCGCGUCUCUCAACCCAACCGCGGCGUCUAACCUUCCGCUAUCGGUUCUCGACUCCACCAUCGGCACUCUUCCAGCAGCCACACAAACGCAGUUAACCCGACUUGUACAGACUCACUUAAAACCUUCCUUCACUCCCAAAGACCUUCUUUCCUUUCUCAGGAAACAUAUCCACUAUCACCCCACACUCACCCACCUUGACUUUCACCUCUUCCGAUAUGCCGCUUCCGUCGACUCUUUCCGCCACGACCACUCCACCUUCGAAUGGAUGUGCCGUACGCUCGCCAUCUCCAACCGCCUCGACUCCCUCUCACCCCUCCUCCAAUUCAUUGCCGCUAACCCUUGCCCAUGUGCCGACGGUAUCUUCUCUUGCCCUAGAACCGAACCAAUCUUCCGUUUCGCAAUCAAUGCGUUCUGCAAAUCCGGCAGAUUCGAUGACGCUCUGCUUGCAUUUGAUACUAUGAAGCGGUUGAUUGACGGUAAGCCUGAAGCAGCCAUGUAUAACAUAAUUAUUCACGGAUUUGUUAAAUUUAGGAAUUAUGAUAAGGCUCUUGGAUUUUAUGAUAGAAUGAUCAAUGAUCGCGUUAAGCCCGAUAUAAUUACGUUUAACACCUUAAUUAGUGGGCACUGUAGAAAUGCCCAACUCGGAUUGGCUUUGCAGAUGUUUAAGGAGAUGAAAAACCACAGGUGUGUACCAAAUGUGGUUACUUUUAACACUUUGAUUAAGAGGUUUCUAAUAGAAGGCGAGAUUGAGGAGGGAAUUGGGAUGGCCUAUGAGAUGGUUGAAUUAGGGCAUGGGAUAUCAAGCGUGACUUGUGACAUUUUGGUUAAUGAGCUUUGUAGAAUGGGGAUGUUGACAAACGCUUGCAGUGUCUUGAUUGAUUUUUCCAGAAAAGGCGUAAUGCCAAAUGGGUUUGAUUACUUUGACAUAGUAGAGAGGUUGUGUAGUGAGGGGAAUGUGGGGAGAGCAGUAGAGUUGGUUAAUGAGCUGUGGAGCCGGGGAAAUGCUCCAAGCCCAGUAGCUUGUACGACCUUGAUUGAAGGAUUAAGAAAAGAAAGGCGGAUUGAAGAAGCAUAUAUGUUUUUAAAAGAUAUGCUUAAUGAAUGUAUAGUUCCCGAUGGUGUGACAUUUAACUGCUUACUUAGUAGUAUGUGUAGUGCAGGGAAAUCAUGUGAAGCUAAUGAGUUGAGGCUCCUGGCUUCCAGUAAGGGAUUACAGCUUGAUGCAAUGGCAUAUAGCAUUUUGAUAUCUGGGUUUACAAUGGAGGGUAAAAGGAAAGAGGGGGAAAUUUUGCUGGAUGAGAUGCUGGAUAUUGGGUUUAUACCAGAUAUUUUUACUUAUAACAGGUUUAAGGAUGAACUUGGAAAGGUGUAGAGUUUGAAUGAAUGACAACUAUAUGAGAACUAGAAAGUUAUGAAAUGUCUGAAUUCCUUACUACAGUAGCAUUAUACUUCUUUUCAAGUUAUGAGACCAGGUGUCACACUUGGAGUUAACAAACUGAAGUUCUGGGGAUUGGGAUAGCAUUUUACUAAACUCUCGAAGAUAACAAAUUGAAGUUCUGAGACCAGGUGUCACGCUUGGAGUCUACUACUAGGUUGAUGGCAGCUAGGUGAUUUUGCUUCUGCUUGAAAUGAGUUUUACCUGACUAAAAAUCAUCCCUUCACGGCUAUAUAUGCAUAUUGUUUGGACCCUUGGAGUGAGGACAAAUUCACAUACGAAGCACACAAAAAACAGUGCGCUCGAAGCUGGAAGUAGUUACUUUACGGUCUCUUGGAAUGUAUCCUGGCCUUGGCAUUUUAUUCAUUCUGUUCUAAUGUAAAUGUCAUCAUUUAGUUAAAUUAGCUUGUUUUGUUACGCGUAUUGUCAAUGUCAAUUUUGCUCUUCGAUAUCAAGAAAUGUAUAUAUUGUUAUGUUGAAAACUUUAUA
Molecule: messenger RNA, 2439 nt
Organism: Cuscuta europaea
Lineage: Eukaryota; Viridiplantae; Streptophyta; Magnoliopsida; Solanales; Convolvulaceae
Source: the annotation of a GenBank genome assembly